Messenger RNA from Diaporthe citri, 1017 nucleotides. RefSeq lists its product as uncharacterized. The transcript is spliced from 5 exons. The record is from RefSeq and is a predicted model, not a curated record. Gene Ontology annotation, biological process: glucan catabolic process. Gene Ontology annotation, molecular function: hydrolase activity, hydrolyzing O-glycosyl compounds. Bases 1 to 1017 code for a protein of 338 amino acids. NCBI's taxonomy places the organism in Eukaryota, Fungi, Ascomycota, Sordariomycetes, Diaporthales, Diaporthaceae.
AUGCGGUUCCUCAAUGUCCUCCUUGGCGCGGCCGCCGUCACUUCGGCGGUCGCUGCACCAACCACAAGCAGCGACGCACCUGUAACGAAGCGCAAGAGCAAGUUCUUGUUCACGGGUGUCAAUGAGUCCGGUGCUGAGUUCGGUCAGGGCAACCUGCCGGGCACGCUUGGCAAGGACUACACAUGGCCUGUCCACUCAACCAUUGAUACUUUGACCGCGAAGGGCUUCAACAUCUUCCGAGUGCCAAUUUUGAUGGAGCGAAUCAUUCCAAGCACCCUUACAGGUAGCAUCAACGAGGCAUACUACAGCGGCUUGAACGAUAUCGUCAGCUACAUCACAAGCAAAGGCGCAUACGCCAUCAUCGACUCGCAGAACUUUGGGCGCUACUACGGAAACGUGAUCACCGACACAAGCGGGUUCCAGACGUACUGGAAGACCAUUGCCGCCCGGUUCGCGGGUAACAGCAAGGUCAUCUUCGACACCAACAAUGAGUACCAUGACAUGGACAACACCCUCGUCGCACAGCUCAACCAGGCUGCUAUCAACGGCAUACGCGCGGCUGGUGCCACGAGCCAAUACAUCUUUGUGGAGGGAAAUUCCUACACUGGCGCUUGGACCUGGGUCUCCUCCGGCACCGGAGCUGCUCUGGCCUCCCUGACGGACCCCUCCAACAAGAUCGUGUACGAGAUGCACCAGUACCUCGACAGCGACGGUUCCGGCACACACGCAGACUGCGUCUCCUCCACCAUCGGGAGCGAGCGCAUACAGGCCGCUACCCAGUGGCUGAAGCAGAACGGCAAGAAGGGAAUUCUCGGCGAGACUGCCGGGGGCGCCAACAGCCAGUGCAUCCAGGCCCUGACGGGGAUGCUGCAGUACAUGGAAGCCAACACCGACGUCUGGGAAGGCUGGCUGUGGUGGGGAGGUGGCCCGUGGUGGGGAGACUACAUGUUUUCCAUGGAGCCGCCAAGUGGUACUGCAUAUACCUCGGUACUCCCCAGCAUUUCGCAGUUCAUCUGA